AUGGGGCUCACUCGGAGUAAGAAGCCUCACCUUCGGCCCCUGCUCCUCCUGGUGCUGAUAUGGCUCUCCCAAUGCCUGAGUCUGGACCUGAUCCCCUACAAGCCACAGAUAACAGCCUGGGACCUGGAAGGGAAGGUCACAGCCACCACUUUCUGUCUGGAACAGCCUCGGUGCGUCUUUGAUGAGCAUGCCUCAGCCAACGACACCAUCUGGCUAGUGGUGGCUUUCAGCAAUGCCUCCAGGGACUUCCAGAACCCACAGACCCCUGCUAAGAUCCCGACCUCCCCACAGCUGCUGACUGAUGGCCACUAUAUGACAUUACCCUUGUCCCUGGAUCAACUGCCCUGUGAAGAUCUGACAGGGGGCAGUGGAGGUGUCCCUGUGCUUCGGGUGGGCAAUGACUUCGGCUGUAACCAGGAGCCCUAUUGCAACGCUCCCCUCCCGAGCCAGGGGCCUUUCAGCGUGAAGUUCCUUCUGAUGGAUGCCAGUGGCCCACCCAAGGCUGAGACAAAGUGGUCCAAUCCCAUUUAUCUCCACCAAGGGAAGGCCCCCAGCUCCAUUGACACAUGGCCCGGUCGGCGGAGUGGCUGUAUGAUUGUCAUAACUUCCAUCCUGUCUGCGCUGGCUGGUCUCUUGCUCCUGGCUUUCCUGGCAGCCUCCACUGUGCGAUUGUGA
Molecule: messenger RNA, 675 nt
Organism: Cricetulus griseus (Chinese hamster)
Lineage: Eukaryota; Metazoa; Chordata; Mammalia; Rodentia; Cricetidae
Source: RefSeq, a predicted model, not a curated record